UGCCCCCGUUGUACGAUUGAGUGCACGCCUGCUGUCUUUGUUAGGCGAAAGUAAAAUCAGUUCGUGUAUAGCAAAAUGCCCUUUCGAAUCUGCUAUUCCGCCUUCACGCCGACAUGGACUGCUCCCGAUCUGGCCUAGCCUAAUGUGGCUGGGCAAUCGAGAUGUGGCGUUGCGGAAACACCGCGAGCAACACACGACUGCAAGCACACCUCACUCCUCCGUACAGAAUACUAUGAUAUGAAGCUGUCAUUCCCCUAACAUGGACGAUAUCGCCGGCCUUGACUGGUCCACGCCCAGCAAUCCCGCGUCGACAGCGAACAACACACCCGCAUUCUCCGCCCUUCGCCAGACCCAAACUCCUCAGCAGUCCGGACGCUCCACGCCGCUCUCUACGCAACAAUCCGGCGCCGGCGCCGCCUUCAAACCCUUCAAAGGCCCCUCCAAACCUGCCACCCCGGCCAAUGACAGCUUCGCCGGGCUUGUCAAUUUCGGCGCCUCCAAAUCCGCAAACUCCAAGCUCUCCCUUCAGGAGCGGCAGAGGCAAUUGCAGGAAGAGAAGCGGAAAGCCGAGGAAGAACGACGGAAGCAGGAUGGCACGCGUUUUGGAGCGGUCGACUCUCAGUUCUGGGACACGUUGGGAAGUGGAAGAAGCACCCCUGCUCAGAGUGCUGGAACUCGACAGCCUGCACAGAAUACACCUCGAGACACUCUCCAUGCUCCCCUGAAUAAUCGCAAUGCAGCGACGAACCGGUCUGUAUCACCGCUGGAAUCAGAGGACGACAUACUAGCAGCUUUCAAUUCCGCUGCUCCCGUGGACUCUUCCAGCCAUUACCCACCUCCCACAACUCUCGGAAACGAUCGAAGCAGUCAGCCAUCACCUUUCGAAGCUCCCAUACCUGACACCCAAACAACGCGAACGACUUCAAUCAACGUGGCGGAGGACGACGACGAUAUAUUUGGUCUCAAGCAGUUGUCAGGCACCCAACAACCUCCUGUGCAGCCAACUUCCUCCACCUUCGAUGGCGACGAUGACAUAUUGGGCUUACUGGGCAAACCCGUGUCCGACCUACCACCAAGGCCAGAUCCAAGAACCGAGGACCGUGAAGGAGCUAGAAGCGAACCGCCCGACCUCGUCAAUCCCCAGGCGAAGGCUGUCGCUGAGCUUGUUGAUAUGGGCUUUCCCGCCGACAAAGCUGCAAUUGCCCUUGCUACCACCGAGUCUGGACUUGAUGUGCAAGCCGCAGUCGGCUAUCUUCUGAACCAAGCGCACGCAGACGCCAAGCAAAAGUCCAAGGAACAUCACAGGGAGAUGCCUCUGCAAACUUCCGACGAUCUUGAUGAGCCUAUUCGUCGGCCCUCCGGCCGCUCCGAACUGAGAGAUGCGAAAGGCGGAGCGUCUAUACCUGCCUGGGCUCGCGGUGAAGACCAGCGUAGUCGGUCGGGUCAGCGCAGACCGGAAGGGCAAUCGAGCCAGGAGAAAGACGUUGCACAAUAUGCUUCAGAGAUAGGGAGUAGUCUCUUCAAAUCGGCCAAUUCGCUUUGGAAAACUGGCCGAAAGCAAGUUCAGAAAGCAGUUGCGGAGUUCCAGCAAGACGCCGACCCAAACGUGCCAAAGUGGAUGAGGAAUGCAGACGCUGGCGAACGGUCGUCAGGCAAGCAACGUGCCGAUGCGCCAUCCAAACCAACGCCAAGUGUAACGGAUGAGGCCAUGAUGUUGGAGUCUGGCGGACGACCGACUAAAUCAGCUCGUCGAACCGAAAUGCAGCGAACGUCAGACCGGAUACCGACAAACCCGUGGGAGCGAGACAACGCCCGCGAAAGGCUCCCAGAUCGCACUUCCUCCAACUCCCCUUCUUUGCGUCGACCGGAUCCCUCAACGGACAGACGACCAGCUACGAGGCUUACCCGUGAGGCAGUCGAAGAGCAGUCUGCACAGGGAUAUAUCAGCCCUGCACGACGGAAGAAAGCAUCACCUUCACCCAAUCCCCUUAAUGAAAACCAAGCGCUGCCAGCGCGACCGGCAGCUCAUCGGCCAACCCCACCUCAAUCGAACAACCCAUUCCUGCAAGCCUCUGCCACCCCCAAGUCCCGAAGUCCGGCAGUGACACCUCCACCGCCAAAGCCCAAAGCACCGCCUCGGCAGAUCCCGCCCGUAUCAUCAUCGGCCCUCAACUCGUCUGCACUCCAUCGACAGAAGGGCACCGAGGCCUUCAAGCGAGGAGACUACUCGGCAGCCCAUGCUGCGUACUCGUCUGCUUUGAGCCCCUUACCUAGCACGCACCCAAUCACCAUCGUCGUUCUCUGCAAUCGUGCAGUGACGAACCUUAAGGUCGGCGAUCCUAAAGCAGCAGUCUCUGAUGCAGAUGCAGCUUUAGUCAUUAUCGGGGAGACGAAAGGAGAAGGUGAAAAGAUUGACCUGGGGGCCACCGAAGGAGUCAAGGACAUGAAGGAGUUCUACGGCAAAGCCCUGAUGCGCAAAGCAGAGGCACUCGAACACAUGGAAAAAUGGGCCGAUGCCGGCAAGGUCUGGCGAGCGGCAGUCGAAGCCGGAGUCGGUGGUUCCGUCAGCAUCCAGGGCCGCAACCGCUGUGAUAAAGCUGCAGCCGGAGGUGAUAAGGCGGCAGCCCCUGCAGCACCAAAACGGCCUCCUGUCCGGAAACCGCCCGCACCGAAACCCUCCGCGCUGGCGGACCUUGGGGGAGCAUCGGAGCCGGAUUCCGAAGCCGUUAGGAAACUGAAAGAGGCGAAUGCCGCUGCCGAGAAGGCGGAUGAUGAGAAGUUUGCUCUUACUGAUCAGGUGGAUGCCAAGCUGGUGGCUUGGAAGGGUACCAAGGCGGAUAACCUGCGCGCGCUCUUGGGAUCGUUGGAUAAGGUGCUGUGGCCUGAGGCUGGGUGGAAUAAGGUCAAUAUGAGCGAUCUGGUCUUGCCCAACAAGGUCAAGAUCGUGUAUAUGAAGGCCAUUGCGAAGGUCCAUCCUGACAAGAUAUCUCAGUCAGCUACCACCGAGCAAAAGAUGCUCAGUGCCGCUGUGUUUGCUACUCUGAACGAAGCAUGGGAUAAGUUCAAGACGGAGAAUGGGAUGUGACGGCCCUUGUCUGUCCUGCUUCCAUCUCUAGACGUUGUGAUGACUAUCUGGUUUAGCAUUUUAGCAUUGAAGAUUAGACAAGCGCAGAUGAAGAUUUGGUUUCUGUCUUGUUCUCAAGAUUACGAGCAUCCUCAACUUGCCAAAGCAUUCUCUGGUAUAUAUGUAAUGAUCAGUGUCUGAGUCAGGCUAGUGCAGGUACGCGAACAUCACACGCCGAACCCCAGAUUUGCAUUUCCCCGGGCUUGGCACCGGUCAUUCCA
Messenger RNA from Westerdykella ornata, 3345 nucleotides. RefSeq lists its product as uncharacterized. The record is from RefSeq and is a predicted model, not a curated record. Bases 260 to 3085 code for a protein of 941 amino acids. Gene Ontology annotation, cellular component: vesicle; intracellular membrane-bounded organelle; cytoplasm. Gene Ontology annotation, molecular function: clathrin binding. NCBI's taxonomy places the organism in Eukaryota, Fungi, Ascomycota, Dothideomycetes, Pleosporales, Sporormiaceae. The transcript has 2 exons. Gene Ontology annotation, biological process: clathrin-dependent endocytosis; clathrin coat disassembly.